ACAGUUACUCAUUUGGUCAGUACAUACGAGAGGUCAGUGCACGUCACGUAGGUAGCAUUCAGAGUGAAAAAUUUGGUGAAAAUUUAUCUGAUUUUGUGGAUAAAAAAGGAGUCUUUCCUGAGACUCUCUCGCGGCAGAACAUUGGGGGCCAGUUCGCGGAGGUCUCAGGUUUAGGGAGAAUUUCUAAUCUACGUAAAAUAGUGACGAACGUUUGAAGAAGUGAUCGCGUAUACUUUGGAAAGUAUUCGCGGUGUCCUAUGUAAUAUUCUGGUGUUGCAUUUGAAAACUGUUUUUUUCUUAAAGCAUUGCUGUCGUUUCGACGUCUGUAAAGAACAGACGGACUGUACGACAGGUUAUGUCAGCUGGAUUGGCAGGUGCUGUCUCAAAUCAGCGGAUGAAAGGGCAAACCAACAAUCAAGUAAGCAAUGGUCCUAAAGAACAUCAGCAACAGCAACAGCAAUCAGAACAUGCUGCUGGAGAAGAUACUGGAUUUGAUUCAUGGAGAGGAAGUAAUAAUACGCAGCAUCAUUCAAGUUAUCCAAUUAGUACCGGCGAUCCUUAUAGUCAAUACUAUGCAGGAACAUCGUUUCCUUAUCAAGCGUUUGGUGCCGGGGAUGGUACCUGGUCGAAUGGAACAGAUCCAGUUGCAUUUCUCUCUGGAUACGGAGGUCAAAUAAGUCAUGAUGCAUAUGGUAUGGAUGGAAUGUUCUCCGCGAGUGCUGGUGGUGGUUUUAGUACAUUCGGUCAACCUGCCUUCAAUUAUUUCCAUGGAAAUGGUGAUUUUAGUGCUUGGAGCACACCUAGAAAAACUCGCUAUGAAGAUUAUUAUCAAGCACCAAGAGGAAAUGAGAGUUACCCGACACCGAGUAGCGCUACUAUUAAGACUAUUGAACAAAGUGUACAAAGCUUAUCGAUUGGAAGCGGGGAGGUUCCAAGACAAGAUCAGCAAACAACAUCUAAUCAGCAGAUAAAAUCUGAAGCAAAGGAGCCAAGAAAAGUUACUUGGGCAAGUGUAGCGAGUCAACCUGCUAAACCUGUUCCUCCGCUUUCUUCGUCGCAAGGAAUGAAAAAGAAAGCUGGAAUGCCACCACCACCUAUUGUACCGGGAAAACACAAUAUGGAUAUAGGAACAUGGGGUGAAGGAAAAUCAUCUGCUCCUCCUCCGCCAACCGCACCUCCGCCGCCGCAAGUGCAACCACCGGUUCCACCUCCUCCGCCACCUGUUCAAAGACAAAGACCACCCCCUCCACCCUGCUGGAACAGGCAACAAUCAACUCCUCCGCCACUUCCCCAAUCGCAGAUCCAUAUGCCGACUCAAUCGCAGCACCAACAACAUCAACAGCAUCAGCAACAUCAGCAGCAUCAACAUCAACAACAUCAAGCCCAACAGCAACAGCAACAACAACAACAACAACAACAUCAGCAUCAGCAACAGCAGCAGCAGCAACAGCAGCAGCAGCAGCAAUCGCAGCAGUCACAGCAAUCACAGCAACAACAGCAACUUGUGCAAACUCAAUCUCAUCCCGUUUUGGAUGAACUUAAAGUGAAAAAUGAUUAUAAUCCGGUAGAAUUUGAUCAGACUGCACCUGGAGCUAGGUUUUUUGUAAUUAAAUCUUAUUCAGAAGAUGACAUUCAUAGAUCCAUUAAAUACGAAAUUUGGUGUAGUACAGAACAUGGAAACAAAAGACUGGAUCAGGCAUAUAGAGAAGCUAGCCGUGAAGGCGCACCUUUGUAUCUUUUUUUUUCUGUUAAUGGAUCUGGCCACUUUUGUGGUAUGGCUCAAAUGGUUUCUCCUGUCGACUAUCAAAGUAAUAGCUCUGUUUGGUCUCAAGAUAAAUGGAAGGGACAAUUUAGAGUUCGUUGGAUUUAUGUCAAAGAUGUCCCUAACAUUGAAUUACGACAUAUUAAAUUAGAAAACAAUGAGUAUAAACCAGUAACCAAUUCAAGGGAUGCGCAAGAAGUUCUUUAUGGGAAAGGUGUAACAAUUCUGCGUAUACUACAUACUUAUCGUCAUUCUACUAGUAUUUUUGAUGAUUUUGGACAUUAUGAAAGAAGACAAGCAGAAGAAGAUCAACGUAAAGCACCUUUGAAUUCUAUACAGCAUCAUCACCCUUCUUCCAACCAUAGAAAUAGAGGACAUCCAGGAGAUCUAUCGCGAGACCAUCAUCAGCACUCUCAACAUCAUCUUCAUCAACAUCAACGCAAGGAUCGAGAUGGGGGCCGUGGUAGAGGAAGAGGAGGUUCUCGUCAGUAGCAAUGAAUACAGUGGAAAACUAUUAUUAUUGGGAAGAAAAAUGAAUGGACAAGAAGAACGCUGCGACUAAUUAUCAUCUUAUUCCACACGUUCGCUUUUCAGGAUUUGAAAUAGGCCUUGCCUUUCCAUCAUAGAACUCUCUACAUCAAGGCCACUUCGUUUUGUUAAAUGAUUAAUAAUACAUAUGAUAAUUAGCGUCGCGUUAACAUAAUAAAUAUUAUGUAAUAAUAAAUAUUACAAAGAAGAACGUAAUUCAAUUUCAAAGGAUAUUGGGUAAACUUGAUGACGGUAAUAAGUAUCUAGUGUGGUGUUGCGUGUUAUUCGUCGAAAGGUGUUUCUUAAACGUACAAAUUAAUAAAAAUGAAUGAAAAAAAGCAAAAAAAAA
This is a messenger RNA of Polistes canadensis, 2639 nucleotides long. RefSeq names its product YTH domain-containing family protein 3-like (gene Ythdf). The record is from RefSeq and is a predicted model, not a curated record. Gene Ontology annotation, molecular function: mRNA binding; N6-methyladenosine-containing RNA reader activity. The transcript is spliced from 4 exons. Gene Ontology annotation, biological process: mRNA destabilization. Lineage: Eukaryota; Metazoa; Arthropoda; Insecta; Hymenoptera; Vespidae. Gene Ontology annotation, cellular component: cytoplasm. Bases 356 to 2254 code for a protein of 632 amino acids.